Molecule: messenger RNA, 2144 nt
Organism: Suncus etruscus (white-toothed pygmy shrew)
Lineage: Eukaryota; Metazoa; Chordata; Mammalia; Eulipotyphla; Soricidae
Gene: ST8SIA3
Product: ST8 alpha-N-acetyl-neuraminide alpha-2,8-sialyltransferase 3
Exons: 4
Coding region: 176-1315 (379 amino acids)
Biological process (GO): oligosaccharide metabolic process; N-glycan processing
Molecular function (GO): alpha-N-acetylneuraminate alpha-2,8-sialyltransferase activity
Source: RefSeq, a predicted model, not a curated record
CCCCGGCCCCCCGAGGCUCCCCUGCCUUGGGGCCCCCUCCCGCGCCACACAACGCGGCCACGCGCGCGCAAACACACACACAUCCACAUCCACACUCACACGCACCGACACGCCAGCCAGCGGCCGGCCGCUGCGUGGACCGCUUUGCCCCGAGCCCGGCGCGGCCCGGCCCGGCAUGAGACAUUGCAAAAUGGCCCGGGUCGCCAGUGUGCUGGGACUGAUCAUGCUGAGCGUCGCGCUGCUGAUUCUCUCGCUCGUCAGCUACGUGUCCCUGAAAAAGGAGAACAUCUUCACUGCCCCCAAGUACGCCAGCCCGGGCGCGCCCCGAAUGUACAUGUUCCACGCGGGAUUCAAGUCCCAGUUUGCCUUGAAGUUUCUAGAUCCGUCCUUUGUGCCCAUUUCGAAUUCCCUGAGCCACGACCGCCAGGAGAAACCUAAGUGGACAUUUAAUCGGACCGCGUUUUUACAUCAAAGGCAAGAAAUUCUUCGACAUGUCGAUAUCAUAAAAAAUUUUUCUUUGACCAAGAAUAGUGUUCGGGUUGGACAACUGAUGCACUAUGAUUAUUCCAGCCAUAAAUAUGUUUUCUCUAUUAGCAAUAACUUCCGGUCACUGCUUCCAGAUAUAUCACCCAUUGUGAAUAAGCACUAUAAUAUUUGUGCUGUGGUUGGCAAUAGUGGCAUUCUGACGGGGAGCCGAUGUGGACAAGAAAUAGAUAAGUCAGAUUUUGUGUUCCGUUGCAAUUUCGCCCCGACAGAAGCUUACCAAAGAGAUGUUGGACGGAAAACUAACCUGACCACCUUCAACCCCAGCAUCCUGGAAAAAUAUUACAACAACCUUUUGACUAUUCAGGAUCGCAACAACUUUUUCCUGGGUUUAAAAAAGCUUGAUGGGGCCAUUCUCUGGAUCCCUGCAUUUUUCUUUCACACUUCAGCAACUGUUACCAGGACAUUAGUUGACUUUUUUGUUGAACACAGAGGUCAGUUAAAGGUCCAAUUGGCAUGGCCUGGAAACAUAAUGCAACAUGUCAACAGGUACUGGAAAAACAAACACUUGUCACCCAAACGGCUGAGCACAGGUAUCCUCGUGUAUACCCUUGCAUCAGCAAUAUGCGAAGAAAUCCACCUGUAUGGAUUUUGGCCUUUUGGAUUUGACCCCAACACGAAGGAAGAGCUCCCAUACCAUUACUAUGACAAGAAAGGAACCAAAUUCACCACCAAAUGGCAGGAGUCCCACCAGCUGCCUGUGGAGUUUCAGCUGCUGUACAGAAUGAAUGAGGAAGGGCUCGCCAAGCUGUCUCUGUCUCACUGUGCCUAAGAACUCCAAACAGAAAGUGCCAAACGGCUGUCUAAAAAGUGCCCCAAAUCAAAUUGAGUCUUCAGAACAGAAACCUAGAGAUUUCUUAGAAGGACUGUCUGCCGUUUCCAAGCUAUCUCCUCUCCCUCUUUUGUACUCGUGGCUCUUUCGAUGGACAGAGGCCUGGAAGGCCCGUGGUUGAAGUUGGAAGCAAAGCGUGUUGUAUUUGGAGCCAUGCUGCUAGUGAAAUGGAAGUAUUUUCAUGUUUAUAUUUUAAUAAUAAACUGCCUCCCACAUUUUUUAAUGAGGACACGAACUGGGGCUUCUGCCACUUUGUGCAGAGAGAGACCUCACCGUCCGAGGCUCACGGCCAAUUUGGACAGGACCUCAGCUUUGCCUGUUAGGAACAGGCUCUUUGAAUGGAAAUGCACACAAAAUCAGUUGGCAAAAUUGCAGCUCUCACGCUUCCUGACCCCUGUCUAGCUCCUCCUCUCCUCUCACAUCCACCUCCUGGCCCCACAACUAUGUGGAUGAGUCAUUGACUAGGACUCCGAAGGAAUUCGUUUUGCUUGCUGUGUUGUAGCCUCUGUACUUGGUGUGUUCAAGGUUCUGGGUGAGCCUUGCUAAUUCAUGACAGAAAAAGUGAAUCAUGAUGGAUUUCCUAAUGAUCAUUUUUGUAAAAGUUGCCUCUUAGACAUCCUCACUUUUCCUUCUGAGGUGAGUGGCAUAAAUGCAUCCAGUGCAUCAUUCCUUGUCACCUAGCAAGCUGCUCCAGUAGGUAGCUUCCAGUCUCUUGGCAUAACUGAUGUCAGGGCAAAUCAUUCUGUUGCUAUGAGUGUGAUGGCAUUCU